AUGGCUACAAGAGCAGCCGCCGUCGUGGGCGCCGCCGGGGCAAGGAAAGCAGGCGGCUUGAAUGCCAAAGCUAUCGCACAAUCUCUCAGUGCUCAAGGGCAAGGCCAGGUCUUCCUCCCACCGACCUCCGUGGCUCGGGUAACGAUAUAUCUCCGUCCAAAUUUGCCUGGACAUGCCAAAACAUUGGUGAAAGAAGCUUUGCCGCGCCUAUCAUACUCGAAUCCGAGCUUACCAGUACAAGUUCAAUAUCUCCCGCGGCGCCGAAGAUCACAAGCCGGCAAGCUGGUUACAGCCAAUGAGGUUGGCUGUGGCAGCGAAGUUGCGCCAGUUGAUUUGGACGUCGGACAGGGUAUAGAAGUCGAGUAUGCGAACACACCCAGCCGGAGAGUCGUCAUCGGCAAAAAGACGGUGUCGCAAAUUAUGCAAGAGCUCCGCGAUAUCACGCGGUGA
Messenger RNA from Tilletiaria anomala UBC 951, 450 nucleotides. RefSeq lists its product as uncharacterized. The record is from RefSeq and is a predicted model, not a curated record. The coding region runs from base 1 to 450 and encodes 149 amino acids. The transcript has 4 exons. Lineage: Eukaryota; Fungi; Basidiomycota; Exobasidiomycetes; Georgefischeriales; Tilletiariaceae.